AUGGCGUCUGACAAGGUUACAGACAACUAUGUGCAGCCAGCCAUACCACGUUUUGAUGGUCAUUAUGAUCAUUGGAGCAUGUUGAUGGAGAAUUUCCUGAGGUCUAAAGAAUACUGGACUAUCGUGGAAACCGGUAUAGUAGAGCUGGAAAGUGGAGUGGUGUUGACGGAGCUACAACAAAAGAAAUUGGAUGAAUCCAAGCUGAAAGAUUUGAAGGCGAAAAAUUACUUAUUCCAAGCUAUUGAUCGUUCCAUUUUGGAGACCAUUCUCCAAAAAGAUACUUCCAAGCAAAUUUGGGAUUCCACAAAGAAGAAGUACCAGGGCUCAACAAAGGUGAAGUGUUCAAUGCUGCAAGCACUGAGGAAAAUUUUUGAGACCCUUCAAAUGAAACAAGGAGAGUCUGUCAAUGAUUAUUUUUCAAAAGCAAUGGCAAUUGCAAAUAAGAUGAGUAUACAUAGCGAGAAGAUGGAAGACGUGACCAUCGUAGAAAAGAUCCUGCGAUCUAUGACUACAAAGUUUGAUUACGUUGUGUGCUCCAUUAAGGAGUCAAAUGACGUUGAGAAGCUUUCAAUUGACGAUGAUUCUUCGGCAGCAAGAGGUCGUGGUGGUCGUGGACGAGGACGUGGUAGAGGCGGCAGCCAUGGAAGAGGUCGAGGUAGCAGAAAUGGGAACAAAUCCAAUGAUGAUUCCGGCAGCAAAGACACUUAUGAUUUCGGCAGCAAGAGUAGAGGCCUUAAUAAUUCUGGAGGUAACAGCAGCAGAGGCCGCAGGCAGUCAUACAACAAUGAUUCGAAUGUCGACAAUCAAAUGUCGAGUGUUUCAGAGAAAGAGAAAGAAGAUGACGGGGCUAUUCUAAUGGUGUGUCAAACCAUGGAAAAACUACAAAAGAAUGUGUGGUACUUGGAUACAGGUUGUAGUAAUUACAUGUGUCGAGCAAAGUCAAUUUUCUCUACCUUAGAUGAAAGUUUCACAACUACAGUGAGAUUUGAAGAUGACAUCAAAUUUGAGAGCAAUUUACUGAGCUUGGGACAACUGCAUGAAAAGGGAUAUGAGAUCAAGAUUACAGGAGGAGCUUCUCAAAUUCAUAACCAAAAAGGGGCUUAA
Messenger RNA from Prunus armeniaca (apricot), 1104 nucleotides. NCBI's taxonomy places the organism in Eukaryota, Viridiplantae, Streptophyta, Magnoliopsida, Rosales, Rosaceae. The record is from the annotation of a GenBank genome assembly.